Molecule: messenger RNA, 2098 nt
Organism: Pogonomyrmex barbatus (red harvester ant)
Lineage: Eukaryota; Metazoa; Arthropoda; Insecta; Hymenoptera; Formicidae
Source: RefSeq, a predicted model, not a curated record
CUAUGGCCAGCAGCCAUUUGUAAUUGUUUGUCAGUCAUUAUGAUUAUCAACAUGGCGUAAUCUUAUUAUCAAUAUUGCGUUUAUUUAUGCUAUUUUCGUCAAAAGUAGUCGCAAAUAGCAAUUAUGAAAAUAAUUAUUAAAAUUAUAUCUGUAAACACUAACAAGUAAAUUGGUCGAACGGUAACUUGGUCGAAAUUUUAAAAUCUCUGGAUUGCCAACUACUACUAAUUUUUUGUAUCAUACAACUGUACAAACAAAUAACAUCACGUCUACGUAUGUCAAUUGUGCGAAAGUAAUAUGGAUAACACAGCGUUGACCUUUGGCAUGUUGUUUUUUGCAUUCAUAUAUUAUUAAAUUAACAUAAAAGUUUGAGCUUGUUAUUGGAUUUACAAAAAUUUAUAUAAAGAUGGGUACUUCGCGGCAACAAGAUAGAUCUCUUGGUAGUGGAAUUUCAUUGCCGCAAUGGAUGAAAGGACGAAUGGAUAAUAGAUUUGAUUUUGACGAAGCCGCAUUCAGCCCACCGUCUUACGACGACAGUUUUUUUUACGCAAGAUAUCCAAGAUCACAGAAUUCUCAACCACAACAUGGAUUGAAGCAUAUUGUAACUGAAGUUUUAAAUGAAAAUAUCGCGAGCUCCACAAAUCAGAUAGUAAAUGAGAAAUCCAUUUCCGAUUUGAAAGAAGUCAAGCAGAUUGAUUUUAGCAAACAUCCUUUGCCAUGUCAGCCGUUCAUGCCGGUUGUAAAUAAUAAAGCCGUCGACACAAAAACACACAAAACUACAGGGAUUGCAAAUUUAAAAUCUAAGUCGCAGGGGACGGAUGAUGGUUUUCAUGGUGAACCAGCUCUUUGUGGCAAAUCGAUUGUUCACGUAGCCAGCCAAAUGAUGUCUGGUAAAUUCACCAAGGUAUUCACUUCGGACUCGCGUUCUCAACAGGUGGAUAAUUCAAUGAAAAGCGUCAGUAAGUCGUUACCGGCAACGCCGCUGGCAUCACCGACAGGAACUCCAGACAGUUCACCAAAGGCACGCAGGAAGAUUCACACUAAUCGAUAUUUUACGGGCGCAUUUGUACCAGAUAAAGAGAAAUAUCAGGGUAAUUGGAUUUUGGCAAGCAUAUUAGGCCAAUCUAGAGAAGUGAUCACAGCGAAGAUAGAGGAGGAAGAUGAGCUCUUUGCGGACAUGGAGCCACGCAAGCCACUCAAUCGAAAAAAAUCGAUAUCCUCACAAAAUCUUACGUAUAUAGGGAAGGAAGAAAAGUCGGGAGAUAAGUCACCUGUUUAUGUAAAUGUAUUUGAAGCCAAACCGUCUGAACUAAGAGAGAUGAAUUUUUGGUCGCCAACUUCCAUGUGAAGUUUUACACUUCGUUUAAUUUUAGCUAUAUUAAUCAUGCUUCUAAUAAAGCAUAUUUAGAUUAUUUAGAUGAGUUUAGUUUAAUUCCACAUUAUUAAUGCACAUAGAUGUAAUUUAAGCUCAUCAUACUACUAACUUGACAAUGUUUCAUAUGAGAUUGAUAUGUGAUUAUAUAUUUUAAUUGGAUUCUUAUAAAUUUUUUUCAUAAUCUUUUGGAAACUACAACCUAUAAUAUUUAUGUAUAUUUACAACAAUAUAACGUUGUUACAUAUAACAAUAUUAUGUUAUAAUUAUAUUCCAGAGAUAUCAUUACAUAUGUUAUACAAGUAUUAGUGUUUGCAUAGUUAUUCAUUCAUUCAACCUGGAAAAUACUUCGUGAAAAACGCGAUACGGUUUGUUAAUUAGCUGUUUUAUUUAUUUACGAAUAUUGAUACCUUGUAGUUAUUUUCUAAGCGUCGUGUAAUGGCGUUGUGUAAUGACUGGAAUGUAUUGAAUAUGUGUUAUAAACCCGAGAGGAGCUUUUGAAUGAACAUUUAUUGCGCUCUAUAUUGCAGAAUGUGAUACAUAAGAUGAAUUUGAAAUGUGGGAUGUGGAAUCGAUUCUAUUGUACAACUGCUAAACGAAUUUCACAAUUGUAAAUUUGCACGAUGAUCCUUAUUGGUCGAAGACAGAUUUUUAUCAAGUAUAGAUGAGUUAUAUAUGGAUAUAUAUACAGUGAACUGACUUAUGCCAAUAAAAGUAUGAAAUCAC